AUGCCGACAAGCCCUGCGACUAGUUCCCAACAUGUAGACACCGUUGCCCCAAGUGAGACGUCUAAAUCAAAGUCAUCACGUUCGUCGUCCACAAUUAAAGCUCAAAGGGCAGCCGUAGAGGCCCUCGCUCUGCGCCGACGUCUUGAGCACGAGCAGGAGCUCGCUGAAAAUGAGAGGCAGCGUGAGCUACAGCUGGCCGAACGCGAGAGGCAGCGUGAGAUACAGCUGGCCGAACGCGAGAGGCAGCGUGAGCUACAGCUGGCCGAACGCGAGAGGCAGCGUGAAAGUCGACUGGCAGCACGUCGUCAGCAGGUGGAGGAGGGCGAACUGCAGGCCGAACUUGCCGCUCUCGACGCGGAAGCCGCUUCAAGUCGCAGCAGUCGCAGUGGUUCGGCCAGGAUCAGCGGAGAAAGAACAGAAAGAUGGGUACAAAGUUUAGGACAGCCAGUUUGCGUUGGCGAAAAUACAGUUAUUAGAGGCAUCCCCGCAGUAGGGCGCGAGCAAUUAGUCGUUCCGCCUCCCGGCCACCAGGCAUCUCUGCCGGCCACUGGGUCAACUGCAUCCCCUAUUAACCGUUUUUUUCACCAGAAGCAACUUUCAAACGUCACGAGGCCGUCCGAGGCGGCCGUGCUAUGCGUUGGCAAAGAUACAGGUAAUAGAGGCAUUCCCGCAGUAGGGCGCGAGCCAUUAGUGGUUCCGCCUCCCGGCCACCAGGCAUCUCUGCCGGCCACUGGGUCAACUGCAUCCCCUAUUAACCGUUUUGUUCUUCAGAAGCAACUUUCAAACAUCACAAAAGCGUCCGAGGCGGCCGUGUUAACGCGACCGCUCAUAUCCACGGAGCUUGAUCAGAGUAGCCUGCUUCAAGCUGUUGCUGACACUGCAGCUGCGGCCAAGGCGCUUGCUACUUCGCACCGUCAUAAACAUAAGAUAGAAUUGUUUCCUUUCGACGGAGACGCCUUAACAUGGCUACAUUUUAAACGUAUUUUUGAUUUAACCAAAAGCAAUUUUUCAGAUAUUGAAAAUAUUAGUAGGUUACAAAAUGCACAUCGCGGCGCGGCCCGAGAUGCAGUCGCGUCACUGUUACUGGCUACAGACGACCCGACCGAUAUAAUUAGAGCUCUGGAGGAGAACUUCGCUCGCCCUGAAACUAUACUAUAG
Papilio machaon (common yellow swallowtail) is the source of this 1158-nucleotide messenger RNA. Its product is annotated as actin cytoskeleton-regulatory complex protein PAN1-like. The transcript has 2 exons. NCBI's taxonomy places the organism in Eukaryota, Metazoa, Arthropoda, Insecta, Lepidoptera, Papilionidae. The record is from RefSeq and is a predicted model, not a curated record. The coding region runs from base 1 to 1158 and encodes 385 amino acids.